CUCAUUCAGGCUUGGGUAGGCUGGAAAGCACCUCCAAUUUUAAGUAUAGAGCUGGUCUAGUCUGAAGCAGGCCAGACCCCAUAACUGAAACUCACUCUGAAAUGGGCUUCAACUUGAACCUUCUCAAGACUUCGCCAAUCUCAUCCACAAAAUCCCUUCUCUUCACCACCACCACAACCAGACCCGCCUUUAUUUUCUCUUCUCUUCUUACUUGGUCUCCACCAACCGUCCGUUUAUCCUCUUCUUCUUCUCUUAAACCUGUCGCUCGCUCCAUUUCUUCGUCUGGGUUCAACUCUUUCCAUUUUCACCACAGCAAGCUCAGCUUCCGCGGUGGGGUUUUCAUCGCCAUGGCCGCAUCUGGGUCUGUCCAGAAAUCGGAGGAGGAGUGGCGUGCAGUUCUUUCGCCCGAACAAUUUCGGAUUUUAAGGCUAAAGGGAACCGAGUACCCAGGCACCGGAGAAUAUGACAAGCAUUUUGAAGAGGGUGUCUACAAUUGUGCUGGAUGUGGUACUCCACUUUACAGGUCCACAACCAAAUUCAAUUCUGGUUGUGGCUGGCCAGCUUUCUACGAGGGUCUUCCCGGAGCCAUCAAUCGCACUCCUGAUCCUGACGGUAUGAGGGUUGAAAUUACAUGUGCGGCGUGUGGUGGGCACUUAGGCCAUGUAUUCAAAGGUGAAGGGUUUCCAACACCUACUGAUGAGCGCCACUGCGUCAAUAGUAUAUCCCUCAAGUUUGUUCCUGCAAAUGCUUGAUCCUCCUGGGGAAGUAAUACAUAAUAAUGGGUUAUUUCAAGGACAUUAAUUGAUGAUUCUGAUCAAAUGUAGUGUGAUCAAGUCAUGUUGCUCAAAUAAAAACCGACAAUAUUAUGGAGGUGAAAACCAUGUUCAUUCUAUAAAUCUGUCAUUCCUCCAA
Molecule: messenger RNA, 912 nt
Organism: Mangifera indica (mango)
Lineage: Eukaryota; Viridiplantae; Streptophyta; Magnoliopsida; Sapindales; Anacardiaceae
Product: peptide methionine sulfoxide reductase B5-like
Exons: 3
Coding region: 102-752 (216 amino acids)
Biological process (GO): protein repair; response to oxidative stress
Molecular function (GO): peptide-methionine (R)-S-oxide reductase activity
Source: RefSeq, a predicted model, not a curated record